This is a messenger RNA of Homarus americanus (American lobster), 4570 nucleotides long. Its product is annotated as beta-1,4-glucuronyltransferase 1-like. The transcript has 6 exons. Lineage: Eukaryota; Metazoa; Arthropoda; Malacostraca; Decapoda; Nephropidae. The record is from RefSeq and is a predicted model, not a curated record. The coding region runs from base 1 to 1437 and encodes 478 amino acids. Gene Ontology annotation, molecular function: glucuronosyltransferase activity.
AUGCUGUGCAAGGUGUGGGGUGUGGGUAUGUUCAGCAUCGUCGCCCUCACCACCAGCAACAUCCUCCUCACCCUGCGUCUCAUGCAUGGGCGUGAGGACGUGGGCGUGGGCGGCGGGGGAUGCGGGGGCGUGGUCAUCCCAGAGGCCGUCCCUCACUCCUGGACGUCGGCUCUCUCCUCCACCAAUCACACAGAGUACCUCGCCUUCCUCCGGACGGCAGCCAUCAACACGGAGACUACCGCGCGCCCUGACGGAGGCACCGAAGGGAAACAACAGAAGAACAUCUCUCCUCCCGGCGUGGUAGUAGGCUCAGGGUUCGUAGUGGACGAGGCGAUGGGACGGUGGGACGCCAAAAGACGGUACAAGACUCAUGACCACGUGUUCACGGGGCCUCAGUACGCUCGCCUCACCAGGAUCUACCCCGUCUGCCUCGCCACCCAGACCUCUGUAGACAGGCUCUUCUGGCUCACGCAGGUAGCGAGGUACUGGAAAGCGCCUAUGUCAGUGGCCGUGUUUACACCUGAUGUGGAGUACGCCAUUGCUCGAGCCUACCUGUCUUACCUGGUGACCUGCUUCCCCUUCCUUGGUGAAAAGAUGACCGUCCACUUCACCUACCCUCGGGAACACCUGCCUCGUCACCUGCCCCUCGUUAUCGACCACCUGGAAGAUAAAUGUGACCAACCACUAUCCGUUCUCAAGGAGUUACUCAAGCAGAGGAAUUCAAAGAUGUUGAUGUGGCGGGAGCGGAUGCCGUAUCCACAGAACGUUUUGCGGAAUGUGGCCCGUAAGAAUUGUGGCACGGAGUGGGUAUUCCUCGCCGAUGUGGAUAUUGUACCUAUACCUGGCCUCUCUGAUAACCUGGCAGCCUUCCUCGUCUCCAACACAGCCACCAGGUGUAAGAAGUGUGCGUUCGUGGUACCAACUUAUGAGGUGGAUGAGAGGGCGCCACUUCCACACAACCGCUCCACCCUCCUCCACCUGGCUGGUAAGGGCAGAGCCAGGCCAUUCCACCAGAAGGUCUUCGUUCACAACCAACACGCAACCAACUUCUCCAGGUGGGAGGCACGAGAGAGGGAGUACCCGGGAGAAGGUCAGGUCACCAUAAGCCACCCAGUCAGUAACUUUGAGUUCUUCUACGAACCAUUCUAUGUGGCCCAUGACGACGUUCCUCCACACGACGAACGCUUCCUCGGCUACGGCUUCACUCGCAACACCCAGGUUUACGAGAUGCACGUGUCAGGCUACACCUUCCACGUCCUCUCGCCGAUCUUCACUCUCCACUGGGGGAUGCAGGUGAAGCGGAGUCGCCCAGCAUGGAGGGAGAAACAGAACAAUGCCAAUCGUCGGCUCUUCGAAGGAUUUAAGAAGGAAGUGUUCGCGCGCUACGGCAAGGACCCACUCAACAUGAUGGCUACCAAGAAACCACGUAAGGCGUAGCGCACAGUCUACCAGACUAUCAAGUAAAGCCGAGUAUGGCGUAGCACGGUACACCUGUCCACCGGAAAUCAUAAUGGUGUAUAAAAUAACUCAAGUAAGGUGUCAUCCACAUUUUUCCACCAACACAGUUUUAUUAGGAUUCUAUGUACAGCAUUAUUCUUCCCUUUGGUGCAAACAUUUAUUAGCUCUCACUCCUAAGGAUUUCAGUCAAGUCAGGUGAUAAGAAGAAGAGAAAAGACGAGAUAAUGCAAGAGAAAGGGAUGGAAGAUAGUGGAAGAGAGAAGGUGUAUUGAUACUUGGCAUUAAUGAAGACAGUUUUCUCUGAUGGGUUAGAGAAAAUGACGCUCCUUAUGGGGUAUCCUUAACUAUUCCCAGUGCAAGACUGUCCAAACGUAGAAACUUUGGGGUAAAUGUAACUACUUCAACUGGAUAACUUAAACUCUUCCAGCUGAGAAAAUGAGAAAACAGCAAUAGAACUGAGCAAUAAACCUGGCAAUAUCUGUAGUGCUGUAAGAGUGGACGAAAAUUAAAAUAUUAAGACCAGCUGUGUACAAUGUGGAGUAUAACAAGUGGUGUUACCGGCCAUACUCAGAGCCCAAUACAUGUACGUAUUAUACUAAUGUUAGUUUAAUACCAUUUUAUGUAGAUGGAUAUUCAGUACAGUAUGAUUAACAACUGCGUGUGAGGAGGAAAAUGCAAUCACUCCCUGUGUAGGCUGCCUGGACACAUUGUUUAUUUCAUACUACUACAUAUGGUUUAAUUUUUAGAUCAUGAUUUCUGUAGAGCAGUUUUUGUCAAUAUAGUUUAGACAUUCCAAACUUUUUAUGUUACUUUGAAAACACAGCACGAGUAUUGUGUUUGACCUCAGUAAACUAACAUAUGAAAUUAAUAUCCUUUGCCCAAAACAACUUUCAACCAUGAUUUGACAACAACUAAUAUCUUAAAGUGCAUUUGAGAACAUGAUUGAGUAUAAGAAUCAGUUUAGCGAAUAGUAAGCAAUAUGUUAAUAUACAAUGAUUAAUAUUUGAAACCAGAAAGAUUAAUAGAUAUUUAGGUAUACGUUGAUUAGGUCAAUAUAAUUAAGACACUACAUCUAAAUAGUAAUUGGAAUUGGACUAAGAAUAAAUUAAGUUAUGAAAUAAUUACAGAAUAUAAACUUGAUUAUUAUGGAACUUGGUGAUAAAUAUAAAAACUUCAGGGAAAAAAUUACGUUCCCAGAUAAAUAGAUGACAGAUAAUGGAACAGUGUCCCCCGAAAAUUAUGUGAAUUCCCUUUCAAAUGGCCUUCAUCAUAAGCAAAUUACCUGGUCAAUUAGCAGUCAUACAGGAAUGUGCAUCUUGUCGGUUCCUCCCAAAAUAACAUCCUAAUGGAAUAGUAGAGAAGGGUCGUUAUUAAUACUGUAUUAUGUAAACGUGCAUCUGACUGGGUAUUAAUUAUUUUAUUCUAUUUGUUUUAUUAUAUAGUACGUAAAUAAUAAUGUUUUACAGUUUAUCGAGAUGUUAUGUUCUUUAUAUUAUUUUAGCUUUUUUCCCCAUAGGUUGUUAUUAUGUUUAUGGUAACUCUAUUGAAACAAGGCCACAGAAUCUGUCAAUUUAACUUAAUAGACAUAACAUAAAUUCAGGUAAAAGAAGUUAGGUAAAUUCAGCCACUAGAUAGUCUUUAUCCGCCUCGGUGACCGGAUUAUAAAGAUUUCGUAACUUUUUGCCAAUAAGUGAAAUUGAACAACGUAUUAAAAAUCCUAACCUAAUUUUCCGGAAUCCUUGUACUGUAUAAUAUAACUGAAUAUCCGGAAUAUUAACGUAACUCUCUAAAAUUUAACCUUUAUCUUAUGGAAUCGUAAUGAACGUAUCUCGAUUAUCCGGAAUCCUACCAUAACCAAACCCAAUUAUCCGGAAAUCUAGCAUCAAUAACGUAAUAUCCCAGUAUGGGUGCAUAACUUAACCACUUCUAACUAAACUUUCUGGGAUUCCCUAUAGGUGCUCCUGUACCCACUGACCUCACUCUUAUAACACAGGCAAAUACUGUCGCCAUAUCCACUUAUGUUUUGUUUAUUUUUUGGGGGAGGGUGGCGGCAUCUGUUUACAGUUCGGUGUGAUGCACUUUCCUCUUGUGUUUGAGUUCACAUACUGUUUGGGUCUGAAGGUUGAUAAAUAUAUAAAUACAUAUAUAUAUAUAUAUAUAUAGAACGUAUGUAGUUUGCCAAAUAAUAUGAGCUGUGUGUGUGUGUGUGUGUGUGUGUGUGUGUGUGUGUGUGUGUGUGGCAUGCAUGUGUGUGCUUGUGUGUGUGUGUGUGUGUGUUAAUGAAGAGUUCAGCUAACUGGGCAUCUGAUAUAAUAUUAAUACUGUUUAUCUUUCAUCAGUUAUGACUUAAAUGGUCUCCUUUGAGGUCUAGUUAAGGCCGUCCCCCAUGGAUCGUGUUAGUUAGAACAUGAGAAAACUAAAAUACCAGGAGAAGACCCACCAUGUUUGGUAAUGUCUCACUGAUUGACACUCUUAUCACAUUUGAACCAAGUGCGAAGUUAACCCAGAACGCUGUAGUGAGAGGUAAGUGUGCUACCAGUAUCACUGUAGUAAUGUACCACCAAUUUGGAAAAUGUUUGACAUUUCAUAUAUCACAUAUACAGUAAUUAAAAUUUAUAAAAAUAUUAAGUACUACUGGUGAUAAAUGUGUUCGUGGCACCAAUUUUUUGGGGUCAAACAAACGACUAACGUAACCCAAACAAAAUUACCUUUAGAUGAAAUAUAAUAUUAAAUUUAGCCGUUCGUCUUAUGUGUCCAUCCCCAGUACAUCUUAUAUAAGGGUCUUUAUGCAAUAUUGACUCCAUUUUAGCAAUCAAGUUUAUCCUAAGGUGCUCCACUUAAUACUUGUUCUCAUAGUUACAGUUCAUAUAAAAUCUAAUCAUAUAAACUUUAAAGAAUUUAAGACCUAAAUAAUAGUGCUUCAACAUCUGUCAAUUUGAACCCAUGAUGUGAGUUUCUCCAGCCACCCGUGAAGAGUGUUUGAAUAUGUGUGGGUGUACUGUACAUGUGUCAGAUUUCAGAUUCAGAUUUGCCCCCGAGGGGGCUAGUUUAUUGGGCACCCCCUUAUAUCCUGUGCAAGGUGAAGCGCAGAAGCGUUUACAGCGCCCAACAG